Molecule: messenger RNA, 264 nt
Organism: Echinostoma caproni
Lineage: Eukaryota; Metazoa; Platyhelminthes; Trematoda; Plagiorchiida; Echinostomatidae
Source: the annotation of a GenBank genome assembly
AUGAAUCCAGUGCCACCCAAACAACAACGACAACAACAACAACAGGAACAACAACAACAACAGGAACAACAACAACAACAACAGGAACAACAACAACAACAGGAACAACAACAACUACUACUACAACGACAACAACAACAACAACAACAGGAACAGGAACAACAGGAACGACGACAACAACAACAACAGGAACAGGAACAACAGGAACAACAGCAACAACAACAGGAACAGGAACAACAAUAUCAGCACAGGGCAAAACAGUGA